Peronospora belbahrii is the source of this 1365-nucleotide messenger RNA. The record is from the annotation of a GenBank genome assembly. NCBI's taxonomy places the organism in Eukaryota, Oomycota, Peronosporomycetes, Peronosporales, Peronosporaceae.
AUGAGCUCUAGCGGUACACCUUCUUCCACUAGAGACGCUGUGCCUGUGGCUGUAUCUCCAUCAUCUCAAUAUGUACAACCAACGCUUAAAGUAAUGCGACUUUACAAGCCAAAACUCUACGUUCAGGGUGUUCAUGGAGGAUCUACGUUGCCUACAACUAUGAGUGAUACUAUUAAACUACAGCAUGAGUUUGCACUCUCUAGUAUGCUCAUUCUACCCGAUAGUUUCGGAGAAAUUUUCCUGGGCAAUACAUUUAGCAGCUACAUUAGCGUCAUUAACCCGUACUCGUGUGAAUUACGAGAUGUUAAAUUAUCAGCAAAUAUUCAAUGUGCCAAUGACCGAGUGGAGUUGCACGACAAUCGCUAUGCAAGGAUAGGAAAGAUUCCUCCUCCUAACCCUGUUGCAGUACUUCCUGCUGGAUCAAGUCUAGAUAUGAUUGUGGACUACCCACUGAAUCAAGUGGGAAACCACGUAUUACGUGUCGGGGUAGCUUAUGUGGAUCCCGUGACGGGCGAGAGCAAAUCAUUGCGCAAAUUUUACCGGUUUGGAGUACAAAACCCUUUAGUUAUUAUCUUCAAGCAGCAUUCAAUGCUAUCGAAGCAACAACUACGCGAGACCAUUGUUGAAGCAAAGAUUCAGAAUGUGUCCAAGCUCCCGCUUUUUGUAGAUAGUAUCAAGUUUUUGCCGUUGCUGCCGUUUACGUCCGAAGAGAUGCAAGUGAACACUAUUGGCAAGACGAAGGACGAUCAAGCAUCGAUACAUGAGCUGUUGUCGCUAGACCACGGACCGCAGACACUUGUUUAUCCUCAGGAGGAACUUCAACGACUGUUUCGCGUCUCAUGCGAUCCCGCUGCGGACCCUACGUUGCUUACAGGCCAGAGCUCGCAGGAUCUUGGACGACUUCAUGUAGGGUGGAAAACAUCGAUGGGCGAAGCAGGAUCGGUGCAGAGCCAGCCAGUGGUAUGGAAAGUUGUUGACUACACCGGGGCUGCCGCUGGGUCACACAGCGAGGUCACCGUAGCUUUUGAGGAGAUUCCUAAGGAAGUGGUUGUCGGACAACCAUUUUUAGUAUCUGUAUCUGUGACGAACAAAUCCCUUCAAAGUCUGACACUUCAGCUGCAGUUCAGAAAAGAGCUGAUGACUGGCAUUGUCUGUUCAUCUGCAUCACAUCAGAAUAUCGGCGUGAUAGAAACAAAUACCUCAAAAACAAUUUGGGUCGAGUUUUUAGCUGUUGCUAGUGGACUUCGGGUGCUACGUGGUCCAGUAUGUGUUGACGUCCGAUCAGGCCAAGAGUACGCUCAAACGGCCGUCCUUGCACGCGUACUGGUAGCGCCGCCUCCAUCGUUGUGUAAGACAGUGGAAUGA